AUGGAGGACUCAAACGAUUCCAAGUCAUGGCUCCCCAAAAUGUUCCGCUCCAAAAACUCGACACCAUCAAUUACCCCUCCAAACGAGCAUUCAUCCCUCCUACCCAAACCUAAUGAUCCCCAAUAUAUACCCUCUGAAGGCGAAACCUACGAAGUCGAAGACGAUACCUCGCCCACAAAACAAUGGCUCUCCGAAUUCCUCCUCUUACUCCGAGGCUCACUUCCCGUUGUCCUCGCAUAUACAUUACAAAACUCCCUACAAACCAUAUCCGUCUUGAUCGUCGGGAGAUUAAGUCCUGAAGCAUUGGCUACCGCAGCGUUCAGCUACAUGUUUGCCAUGUCAACGGCGUGGCUCAUUGCCCUGGGAGGAUCAACCGCUCUCGAUACAUUGGCGUCUUCAACCUUCACGGGCAGCAAGAACCCACACGAUCUGGGGGUCUUACUCCAGCGCGCGUUCAUCGUGUUGACAGCUUUCUAUGUCCCCGUAGCAAUAUUAUGGGCUUGCUCAGCACCGGUGUUCAGACUCCUGGGACAAGAAGAAUACAUCUGUGUUGACAGCGCCAAGUUCCUGACUGCAUUGAUACCAGGUGGGCUGGGAUAUGUCUACUUCGAAACCAUGAAGAAAUACCUGCAAGCACAAGAGAUCAUGCGCCCAGGAACAUACGUCCUCCUCAUAACGUCACCCCUAAACGCUGGCCUGAACUACCUCUUCGUCUACACCUUCUCCUGGGGUCUGAUCGGUGCCCCGCUCGCUACUGGACUCUCCUACUGGCUCUCAUUCCUCCUUCUCGUCCUCUGGUCGCGCUUCAUCGCCGGCUCGAGCUGCUGGGGCGGCUGGUCCCGCGCCUGCAUCCAAAACAUGGGUACGUUUGCACGCCUAGCCAUCCUAGGCGUCGUGCACGUCGGCACUGAAUGGUGGGCCUUUGAGAUUGUCGCCCUAGCUGCUGGACGACUGGGCACGAUUCCGCUGGCGGCUCAGAGCGUGAUCAUGACGACGGAUCAGGUGAUGAAUACGAUUCCUUUUGGCAUCGGCGUUGCUGCUUCUGCUCGUGUGGGAAACCUCCUUGGGGCAAGGAACGCGAAGGGUGCUGCAAGAGCUGCGAAUGUGGCGGCUUGGUUGAGUAUGGUGAUGGGUUUGAUUGUGCUUAUAAUUUUGAUGGCUGUGAAGGAUUUCUAUGCAAAGGUCUUCAAUGACGACGUUGACGUUGUUAAGUUGACGGCAGAUGUUAUGCCUUAUGUUGCCCUGUUCCAGAUUGCAGAUGGGUUGAAUGGGUCUUGUGGAGGUAGUCUCCGGGGUAUGGGAAGACAGCAUAUUGGUGCUGCAGUCAAUAUUGUUAGUUAUUAUAUGGGUGCCUUGCCACUAGGGAUCUGGCUGGCGUUCCAUGGAUGGGGUUUGGCCGGUUUGUGGGUUGGACAGUGCAUUGCGUUGUAUCUUGUGGGAGCUAUUGAGUGGAUUAUUGUUGCAUGGAGUGAUUGGGAGUAUCAGGUUCUGAUGGCGUUCAAGAGGAUGGACCACGGAGAGAGGGCUGAGGCUGGAGAAGCUGGAGAAGGGGUUCAGUCAUCUUGA
Molecule: messenger RNA, 1566 nt
Organism: Lachnellula hyalina
Lineage: Eukaryota; Fungi; Ascomycota; Leotiomycetes; Helotiales; Lachnaceae
Product: putative transporter
Exons: 2
Coding region: 1-1566 (521 amino acids)
Biological process (GO): xenobiotic detoxification by transmembrane export across the plasma membrane
Cellular component (GO): membrane
Molecular function (GO): xenobiotic transmembrane transporter activity; antiporter activity
Source: RefSeq, a predicted model, not a curated record